CGUCGCCCGUGCGGGAGGCUCCCUGCGCUUCGCGGUGCUGUGGUUCCAAGGCCCUCCGGAAGUAGACGACAGAGGCCCGGCCCGGCCAGAGGAGACACCAGGACAACGCUGCCCAUCUCGGCCGGCGCGCGUUCCCGGAUCAUCACACACCGGGCCAGGGGUGUGCCACAGGAAGAAUGGCGGUUGUGGGCAUCCUGCUAGGCCUGCUGAGGCAGCGUGUGGGGAUGGGGACCGCCUCUGAGGGAUGCCAACUGCACACAUCCUCCCGGUGGUCUAACAGCAGCAGAGCGUUGCUCACGCGUGUGCACCGGCAGGCCUAUGCUCGCCUCUACCCAGUGCUCCUGGUCAAGCAGGAUGGCUCCACCAUCCACAUCCGCUACUGGGAGCCACGGCGGAUGCUGCAGAUGCCUGUGGACCUGGAUACCCUAUCCCCAGAGGAGAGGCGGGUACGGCUCCGCAAACGUGAGGCCCAGCUCAGGAAGAAGGAAGAGAGGCCAGAGCUGGGCGAUGACUUUGACAUUGGGCAGUACAAACAGUUUUGGACCAAGAAGUGACCUUGCCUGGAAGCUGUUCUGGCCCAGGAUACUGGAGGGGGGGGGCAGGUCUAUAAAUGGUUAUGUUUAGGAAGUUGCCUCCACCCUGCCUGUCCUGUGCCUCAACCUGGAGGGAACUUCUGUAACAACUUA
Molecule: messenger RNA, 686 nt
Organism: Manis javanica (Malayan pangolin)
Lineage: Eukaryota; Metazoa; Chordata; Mammalia; Pholidota; Manidae
Gene: MRPL55
Product: mitochondrial ribosomal protein L55
Biological process (GO): translation
Cellular component (GO): mitochondrial large ribosomal subunit
Molecular function (GO): structural constituent of ribosome
Source: RefSeq, a predicted model, not a curated record